Molecule: messenger RNA, 2554 nt
Organism: Liolophura sinensis
Lineage: Eukaryota; Metazoa; Mollusca; Polyplacophora; Chitonida; Chitonidae
Product: protein TBATA-like
Exons: 8
Coding region: 135-1403 (422 amino acids)
Source: RefSeq, a predicted model, not a curated record
UGUCAGCCGAGGGGACGGGCGAUUGCUGGUGCUCAGGGACGGGACAGUGAUUGUUGACACCUCACACCUGUCAAGACUGUAACAGGUACACCGGCCACUGUGACCCGCAAAAUACAGGUAGCACAGAUAUCAUCAUGAGUCAGUCUGAAGUGUUUCGUCCGUCUAACGGUCCGUUGGUUGUCAGAAGCACGAUGGCGGAUGGUAACCAGGGAGUGAGUGAGAUGUCCCGCCCCGCCACACAGAGCGGCUACAGGUUCGGUCAGCUCAGCAGAAACUCAUUCUUCACCCGUCACAAUCCCCACCCCAACAGAGUCAGGCACAUUAAAGGUUUGCUCGAUAUCCCAAUAUGCUCUGUCAAUGACCAAGGUUUCUUCGCCAACCCGCGCUAUUCCCUGCAGUUUCCACCAGAUAGCUACAACCAAAAGAAACUGAGCAAAUCCUGGGAUCACCGACUCCCCGUCAAUGCCAUCAACGUGAAUUCUCAGCUUCAUCCCAUCAACACGAUCACCGGGUUGGCUUACUUCACAGGCUUAAGGAAUUACCCCUGGAGAGAGAAGGCAAUUCCCAAAGUUGGGCUGGUUCCUGUGACCGAGGCAUGGCGGGACGAGCUAAGGAGUCUGGCCCAAGCUGCAGGGUUCUUGCAAGAGAAACAAGAAGCUCCUAACCCUGAUAUAGAGAGGAGACCACAGACGAUGUAUUCCUCUGAGACCGGCAGGCUUAUCCCGCCCCCCUCACGGGCCAUGACCCGAGGGGGGUCUAGGUGGGGAAACAGGUUCCCGGCGGCUCUUCAACACAUAGCCGCCGAGCCCGAUCCUGAAAACAUGGUGCUGACGAUGUUGUGUCAGAUUCUACAAACAGACGACAUCAACGCUGUCCAGGCUUGGCUCUGCUCGGCGGGCGAUCGAGAGAAGGGAGUUGUUUUGGACUUGAUCCGGUCGGCAACCAUGGGCAGAGAAGAGUACUACAAACAAUACCCUGCACAGUUUGUCCAACCACCCUUGGAGCUCGGUGAGAAACAUGCCACCCUGCCUCCUAUUGGGGAGAAAAACCGUACCGCAGACGCUGGUAUGACCCAAGACAGUAGCAACUACAAAUUCGACAGACUGUCCUUGGAUGACAUGCCUAUGAAGGACACACAGCCCACAUUACAACAGAGACCAGUCGUCGGCAAUGAUCAAGAUAUAAGCACGCUGAGACCACCCUCUGCAGACAUGUUUCAAAAACGGGAGCCAUCCAAAGUUCAGAUGAAAACUCCACCAAAAUCCCCGCUCAAACAGCGGCCUGAGAGGUCAGAAGUGUGCCUGCGCUACACCAAGUCUCCCUCUCGUCUUGACAGUGUUGAAAACCAAGACCACAGUGACUUGAAGCUUGAUGCAACGUCCCCGAGUGUGAAUACAUUCUAAAUAAGGUGGAAAAUCAGCCGGACACAGAAAUUUGAUUAUAUAACCGAAAGUUCCAACUUUAUUUCAGGUAUAGCCGAAUCAACCUGAAUACGCUGACCUUAUCAGAGUAACUUAUGCUCUAACUUACUUAUUGUCAUCUAUGAAGUUCUUAAGCAAAAUUAUUGGCGACAAUGAUAGGAAUCCGAAGCAUUUCAACGCUCCAGUGUAGCAACACAAGUAACAAGCAUGUAUUUUGUAUCCAAAAUUAACCAUACUAAACCUUCACACAAAUAACAAAAAAGCAAGUGUGAGGAAUGAUAAUUACAUGUCGACAAUGGUGGUCAUUUUAUUAAAAAUUACACCCAAAAGAACAGUGUCAGGGGAACACAGAUUUAACCGGCCAGUAACUAGGCUGUUUUUUUAUUUCUUGUUUCUACUCAGAAAGUGGAAAUUGUAUGGGGGGUGUGUAUAUACAUUUAUAUCUAUAUCACUUUGUCAGUAAUCAAUAAGCUUUUCUUCACCUCUUUUCAGAGCAUUCUUGGAAAUGCACGUUCUACUGAAGAAUCAUUAUUAAAGUAAAUGUAUAUAAAUUGAAAUGCUUUUAAUGGUCUAUUUAAUUAUAGGAUAAAAUAAAGUUAGUAAUGUGAGGUAUUUUUGUGUUUUAUUGUGACCCCAAGAAAAAUACCAAGGGGAAUACAUCCAUUAAGUCUUGAUCACUAUUCAUUGUUUGUUAAGCUUACUUUUUGUCAUAUAUUAUGUUCUGAAAUCACCCAGUGUGAAAAUCUACCAUUUGUAUAUAACAUGAUACAUUUGUACAUAUCACAAAUUAUAAUGUUCAUUACAUAGGCACAAAUCCCUCUGAUGAGCACUUGCUUGAAAUCCUGUGUACUUAUAUACUUGCUCAGUAUUACUUUGUUUUAAUUUGUAUUUUUUAUAACAAAUCAAACAGCUCUAAAAGCAUUCUGUGAUGAAAUGACAUUAUGUAAAUUAGAAUAUUGUUUAAGUUAAUUGCAUAUUUUAAAUGUUUUAUCAUCUGUGAUAUAAAUAACAUGUUCUCGGUGUGUUGAUGGGAAUAAAUGAACUUGAUUAUUUAAAGAAUAAUGUUUCUGGUUUUACUAGAUAUGAAAGGACAUGCCAAGAAUCACCAGCCCUAUGAUAUUUUUCGGGGGUUU